Molecule: messenger RNA, 948 nt
Organism: Juglans microcarpa x Juglans regia
Lineage: Eukaryota; Viridiplantae; Streptophyta; Magnoliopsida; Fagales; Juglandaceae
Exons: 3
Coding region: 154-600 (148 amino acids)
Source: RefSeq, a predicted model, not a curated record
AACCGCUCUAAAACCUUAUUUAUUUGCCACUAUAUUUUUGGGGAUGGAAAGUUAUUUGCCGCUCUUUCUCCACCUUUCCAAGCUCGGCCGUUAGCAGUCUCCUCAGUUCCAGAAGAUUAGAAGAAGAGGAGGAGCUUGACCACUGAAUCGGUGAUGGUGGAAGUGUGGUGGUCCCUAUUGGGGGCUGCUAUCCCAGCUGUUAUUGCUGGGAACGCUUUUAGAAUGAAGAAUAGACAUGCUGAAGAGCAGAGGUUAAAGAGUGCCAGGGGUAGGGAAAAGAGCCCUGAUGACAUAUUUGUCUGUGAAAGGGUGUGUACAUCAAAGAGAAUGUUAAAAAAGGUUGGUGCCUUCUCAAAGGACCCAAUUCCUGAUACUUGUGUUACUGUCUGUGGUGUGUCUGAACUUGAUGCAUGUGCUGAUGCCUGCGCUCGCACUGUUUGUGUAAACCAACAUCAAGUGCCAAACUGGAAUGACGUCUGCUUAAGGAGAUGCCAGACAUGUCUUGAAUCCAUCAAAUGCAAGGUGCUAUCACAUGGUGUGUUGGAUAAGAACCAUUUAGGUGCAUUGUCAAGUUUUUUUAUGGGUGCCUUGCCUCGUUGACAUACAUAUCAGAGUAUAACUUCUCCAUCUCUCCCUUUGUGCGUGUGCGCAUGGACACAUGGUUAUGCACUUUUGAAGAUGUGAGUGAAUGGGUCAUCUUCAGACUUUUCUUUUCUUCAGAAUUACUUGCACAUUUCAAACCCUUGAACUAGACUGUUGCAUUCAUCCUGUUUCUGUUAGUUAGACCCAAAUUAAACCUUCUCUGCACUCAUUCUCCUUACCUUGAUCGUACAGCAUCUAAUUCUGUAUAAAUUCUGUUGUUUCCAUUGCUGUUAAUUGGAUUCAAGAAAGACUAUCUCUGCCUAUUUAAUGCCCUUUACCUCAGUCACAUCCUUUUUGGUGAUGAUA